AUGCUUGGUCAACGAACAUCUUGGAAGGCUUGUGCAUGUUGUGGAUUAAUCAUUGCCGGCUUUUGCCUUGGACUUGAUCAAGAAAAGUCAUUAGGUACAUUAACACUUAUUGGUGCAUUUUAUGGUGUAGCAUCUAGUAUAUUUGUGGCAUUGAACGCAAUUUACACUACCCGAUGUUUGCCAUGUGUAGAUAAUAAUGUUUGGCGUUUAUGUUUAUAUAACAAUUUUAAUGCUUGUAUCCUAUUUAUUCCAUUAAUGUUUGUUUCAAUUACAAUGGUGUUUUUAAACAAAUAUUUAUUAAGUUCAGAUAAUGUUAAAUUAGACGCACCAUUAUUUAUCACAUGGUAUCAGUGCGUUGUUACUGUAGGUAUUUGUGGAUUAUUAGGUGUAUGGAGCCGAGCCAUGCCAAAUCUAUUUACAUUUCCACGUUUUACAAUUGAUUUUAAAAUAGCACGUGAUGUUCUUCCACUCUCUGUUAUGUUUGUUGCCAUGAUCACAUUUAAUAAUUUGACAUUAAAAUACUUAAAUGUCUCAUUUUACAUGGUUGGAAGAUCUUUAACGACCGUAGCCAAUGUUGUCUUAUCAUACAUUAUGCUUGGUCAACGAACAUCUUGGAAGGCUUGUGCAUGUUGUGGAUUAAUCAUUGCCGGCUUUUGCCUUGGACUUGAUCAAGAAAAGUCAUUAGGUACAUUAACACUUAUUGGUGCAUUUUAUGGUGUAGCAUCUAGUAUAUUUGUGGCAUUGAACGCAAUUUACACUACCCGAUGUUUGCCAUGUGUAGAUAAUAAUGUUUGGCGUUUAUGUUUAUAUAACAAUUUUAAUGCUUGUAUCCUAUUUAUUCCAUUAAUGUUGAUCUUCCAAGAAGUGCCAAUUGUUGCCGUUUAUCCUAAAUUGUAUAAUUUACAAUUCUGGUCAGCAAUGACAUUCGCUGGUAUUUUGGGCUUUUCAAUGGGGUAUGUUACCGGUUUUCAAAUACAAAUGACGAGUCCAUUAACUCAUAAUGUGAGUGGUACAGCAAAAUCCUAUGUUCAAACAUUAUUAGCUGUUGUUGUUUACAAUGAGACAAAAACCAUGUUAUGGUGGGUAUCAAAUAUAUUCGUUUUGGGCGGAUCGGGCUUGUUCGCUCAUGUAAAAGCAAUGGAAAUGAAACGAAAUCAUAGAUCCAACGUCACUACGUCACCAGCAACCGGACAAAACGGAAAUAAUUUACCAAAAUAG
Molecule: messenger RNA, 1218 nt
Organism: Didymodactylos carnosus
Lineage: Eukaryota; Metazoa; Rotifera; Eurotatoria; Philodinida; Philodinidae
Source: the annotation of a GenBank genome assembly